CGAUCCCCAUGAGCCGGCCCGCCGCCGACCUCGGCCUCUCCCCCUCCAACCCCUCCGCGCCGUCCGAUCCGUCCCCGAUGAACGCGCAGCACCUCCCGGGCGACCUCCUGAGGGCGGUCCUGCACCGGCUCUCGCCCGCGGACGUCGCGCGGGCGGCCUGCGUCUGCCGCCAGUGGCACGCGGUCGCCUCCGACCGCGCCGUGCUGGAGGCCGCCUUCCGCGCGCCCUGGGGCGUGCGCCGCGUCGUUGGCGAGCCGGCCACCAGGGCCUUCUGGCGCGCCGCCUCCCUCGGCCGCUUCGCGCUCUCGCACACCGUCCGACGCGGGGACUCCGUCCCAGGCAUCGCGGUCAAGUACUCCGUCCAGGUGACUGACAUUAAACGGUUCAACAACAUGAUGAGUGACCAUGGUAUCUACUCGAGGGAGAGGCUUCUGAUACCAAUCAGUGAUCCAGAAAUUCUGCUGGGUAGCACAUGCUACAUUGAGAUGGAUCACAAUUCAAAGAGAGAGGUUGCAGUAUUUUAUCCAGAGGGCCACCCAACUGGAAACGCGGAGUCCCUGGCAAACGCCGCAGCUGCCAAAAAACGUAGCAAAAGGAUCCUGGAGUCAGUGAGGCGAAGCUUGCAUGUUGAUGAUGGAACUGCUGAGUACUAUUUGUCCGUCACAGAUGGUGAUCCGAGAGCCGCUAUGAUGCAGUUCUCAGAGGACCUUAGGUGGGAGCAGCAACAACCAGGUCAUUAGAUGCAGGUCAGUGGGAAGUAUAUACAAGGGUAUUGGUAUAUGGGUGAAUAUAUCAAUUUGAUGAUUUCUACCUGCUUGGCUGCCUGAACCAUUGUUGGUUCUUCUGUGUGUAAUAAUGUGAAACUGUGAAGCUCUGUAAGAUGAAAUUAAACGAAACAGAUCGUAUAAUUGUAGUAAGUACUGGUUACGAGCCAUGACUGGUCAAGUGUAAGAUUAUGUUUUGAAGUAAAUAUUCCAUUUUCUCCCCUAAA
Lolium rigidum is the source of this 991-nucleotide messenger RNA. Its product is annotated as F-box protein At1g55000. The transcript is spliced from 2 exons. NCBI's taxonomy places the organism in Eukaryota, Viridiplantae, Streptophyta, Magnoliopsida, Poales, Poaceae. The coding region runs from base 9 to 740 and encodes 243 amino acids. Gene Ontology annotation, molecular function: protein binding. The record is from RefSeq and is a predicted model, not a curated record.